AUGAGAAAUGUCAUUGUUCUCAACUUAUUGAAGCAAAUGAUUGUACUAAAUCUGCUCUGUAGUGCAGUUGGGAUUUUGGUUGCUAAAAAUGCCAAGAAAAUCCAUGUUCAGAGAUCACAUAUUCUACCUUUAGCUUGUAAUGAAAAUUUUAUUUGGGCUAAUGAUCUAUGUCAAGACUUUAGCGAUUGCUAGAUCCUUAAAGAAUCAUCUAAAUCUAGUUGUGUCAAUUAAAAUAUUUAUUGUCCAGCUUCAAAUGGCACCAAUUGUUAAUUUAUAGAUAAUCUCUAAAAUUGUAAAUCCAUUACUACUAAAGAUAAUUGUAACAAUUACUAAUCAGCUGCAGGAUUAUGUAUAUAGAAUGGGCAAAAAUGCAUUCUACCUACAUCUUGUUCUCAACUAUCUAAUAGUAUUUAUCCUUCUUGUAAUUUGAAUAAAUGCACUUAUAACAAAGAAACUUAUUAAUUUCUGCCAAGAGCAUGUUUAGAAUAUUAAGAGGAAAUUAAAUGUUCAUAAGGAGUACUAAAUUUAGUCCUUAUUUAAAUCAUGUUAUAGGACGCGUUUAAAAUUAUUAAUCAAAAUCUUGUCAAGAAUAUGAUACUUUAUCAAUGA
Messenger RNA from Paramecium pentaurelia, 609 nucleotides. The record is from the annotation of a GenBank genome assembly. NCBI's taxonomy places the organism in Eukaryota, Ciliophora, Oligohymenophorea, Peniculida, Parameciidae.